AUGACCCAAAUACUAGUGAAUGAGAAGCUCCACACCGCAUGUGACGGGUGCCGAACCAGAAAGCUGAAGUGCUCAGGCAAUACGCCAGAUUGUGUGCGAUGCAAAAGGGAGAAGAUAGCAUGCGUCUACUCACCUCGGAAGCAAAUGGGACGGCCAAGGAAGAGGAGAAGGGAUGGGGAGGCCGACGAGCCUGCCACCAUCUUGAACGAAUCCCCUGUGAUUUCCAUCUUCUCAGACAUCGGAUUAAUUUCUCCGCCACAUCCACACGAUGCCAACAACUCCAGUGGUACCACGGCAAACGUUGCACCAUCACAGCAUGACCUCAGUUUUCCAGAGUCCUUCAGAUUAUCACCUGUCUCAAAUCUAGAUUUCAACUUGGACCCUCCAAUCGACCCUUCCUUAUUUGAUCUCCAACCCAUCUCCCCGCCCAAUGCAGUCGACGACCCAUCCUCGAACCAGUCAAAUAUGGCCCCCUGCACAUGUCUCUCCAUCAUGUACCUGACUCUCACAGAACUCCAAUCUGUCCAGUCCUUCUCCUUUCCUCAAGUAAUCGUGCCUCUCCGAAAAGCCAUGUCCACCCUCUCCGACCUAAUCUACUGCCCACAAUGCCCCAAAGAAGCCUUCAGCGCAAUUCAAAACAUACAAUCCAUCGUCUCGCUCUUCAAAGCAAUAGUCGAGCGUUUCAACAAAGUACUUCUAGAGGUCGAUGCGGAAGCCGAGCGUCUCCAACAAAGUGGGCAGAAAAAACCGUACCGUGUUGGCGACAACAAUCCCGCGCUGCAUCACCUACAUACUGGCACGCUGGACUGUCCUAUGGGGUUUAACAUCGAGCUAGAAGCGAGUGAUUGGAGAAAAAUCGUGAAGACGGCGUUGCGGACAGAGAUUAGAGGUGGGGGGAGUAAUCCGAGGCCUCUGAUGGAUCUGCUUGAAGAGAUCGUAGCGAGACAAGAGAGGUGGCACGCCGAGAAGGAAUUUUGGACUGAAGAAAGGCGGCACUUGUUUGGUGGUGGAGCGCAUGAGUGUAAUGAACCGAAGACAUGUGAGACAUUGGGGGCGGAUCAUAUUCGACGGGCGAUUGACCGUUUGAACUGGGAGUAA
Molecule: messenger RNA, 1098 nt
Organism: Cucurbitaria berberidis CBS 394.84
Lineage: Eukaryota; Fungi; Ascomycota; Dothideomycetes; Pleosporales; Cucurbitariaceae
Exons: 3
Coding region: 1-1098 (365 amino acids)
Biological process (GO): regulation of DNA-templated transcription
Molecular function (GO): DNA-binding transcription factor activity, RNA polymerase II-specific; zinc ion binding
Source: RefSeq, a predicted model, not a curated record